This is a messenger RNA of Brassica napus (rape), 1150 nucleotides long. Its product is annotated as VQ motif-containing protein 4-like. The record is from RefSeq and is a predicted model, not a curated record. Bases 383 to 988 code for a protein of 201 amino acids. NCBI's taxonomy places the organism in Eukaryota, Viridiplantae, Streptophyta, Magnoliopsida, Brassicales, Brassicaceae. The transcript has a single exon.
AAUAUAGUAUAUGUUUAUAUGGACCAACUUAUUUUUCUAACAAUUCUAAGAAUCAUUCUCAUGAUGACACGGGGUUAGGAAAACAUGUUGUAAUGUUCCAGGAUUAAUACAUAGGAGAUUUAUUUUUCAAUAUGAAUGUCUAAUUUUAUCCAGUGAUCAACUUUUGCCAGUUGUUUUCUAAAACCUUCUUAAUUUUUUAUUUGCCACAAUAAAUACAAACUUAUUUAUUUACAUUAUCUAUAAUUUUAAACAACUUAUUACUGAAGGAUUGUUUUUUGUGGGAAAAAACUAGACUUGCCUUUCUUAUAAAAUUACACAAACAUAUCCCUUCAACCAGUGUAUAAGUGUAAAACACGAGACCUCUUUCUCAAUACGUGCUUCAAUGAAAAGUUCACCAAGAUACAAAGAUAACGCACAGAGCUCGCUUCCUUCACCAACCAGCAUCACCAGUCUGACCCGGCCCGUUACCUCCAUGUCUGAACCAACUACCUUCUUCCAAACCGAUGCUUCCUCCUUCAAGCAAGUCGUCCAGAUGCUCACCGGAUCCUCCAAGAAGCCUAACCCGACCCACAAACCCGAACAGAGGUACUCAAUCCCUCUAGUCAAAGCUGUUCCCAACAAGAAGCAAUCUUCUUCCUCCCUAGGUUUUCGACUCUACGAACGCCGCAACUCGAAGAAGCAUCUCAAGAUCCACCCGGUACAUUCAGGAUUACCCGAGAAUCUCUCCCCCAGCAUUUUGGACUUUCCUUCUCUGGUUCUCAGCCCUGACACUCCUCUCAUACGCGUCCCGUUUUAUCGAACCGGGUCUUUGAGUAAGAGUCCGAGCUCCGACGCUGAAGAGAGAGCAAUGAAAGAGAAAGGGUUUUAUUUCCACCCGUCACCGUCGACGACUCCGAGGGUUUUGGAGCCCCGACUUCUCCCUCUCUUUCCGUUGACUUCUCCUAGGGUUUCAGAUUCUGUCUCGGCCUCUACUACCCCAGGAACUUAAAUAUUUUAGCUAAUUUUUUAUUUGCAAGUCUUGUCUUUUAUGAUGUUUCUCUUUUAUAUAUUGGAAGAUGAGAUGAUGCGUAGUGAGCAUUAAGGAUUAUAUUCUUAGAAACUUGUAAUCAGGUUUUGUUAGAUUUAUUCGUUGUUGAUCGGCUUUGUUCUA